Magnolia sinica is the source of this 1198-nucleotide messenger RNA. RefSeq lists its product as uncharacterized. The transcript is spliced from 7 exons. Lineage: Eukaryota; Viridiplantae; Streptophyta; Magnoliopsida; Magnoliales; Magnoliaceae. The record is from RefSeq and is a predicted model, not a curated record. The coding region runs from base 62 to 859 and encodes 265 amino acids. Gene Ontology annotation, molecular function: rRNA (uridine-2'-O-ribose)-methyltransferase activity. Gene Ontology annotation, biological process: RNA methylation.
UAAUCCGCGUCCCCUGAGAUAAACCUGCCGAAGCUUCUCUUUCCCCGAGAGACAGAGAGAGAUGAGCGGAGCUGGGACGCCGGACUUCUUCUACAGAGAGGCCCAUCGCCUGGGCUACGUGGCAAGAUCUGCAUUCAAGCUGUUGCAGAUGCAGAAGCAGUACAAACUCAUAACACCAGGAGCUUCCGUCCUAGACCUUGGAUGUGCUCCUGGUGCUUGGCUUCAGGCCUCAGCACUGUGCCAAUGCCAACAUUUGGAGUGUCAUUUUCUACUUCAAAGACUAUUGAAGUUCGAAAGUGCAACAACUAUAGCUUCUGCCAUCUUUUUAAUGGUGGCCUGUCAAAGCUUGGGUCCUUUGAAGAAUGGUGGAAUAGUCGUGGGUGUUGACUUGAAGAAGGUGAAGGUUCCUUCUCUUCAUUGCGACUCGAGGGUACGGACUGUUUGUGCUGAUGUUAUGAAUCUUGUGAAGGAUCAAGCUCGGGCUUUGUCUCCUCAGUGUAAAGGGUUCUCUGUGGUACUAUCAGACAUGUGCCCUGCAGUCUCUGGAAUCACAACUAAAGAUGCAGCUUUAUCCAUGGAGUUGGGGAUGCAAGCUCUGGCUCUGGCUGUGGGCAGGGCUGUUUUAAAUGGUUCAGAUGAUCAUGGGGAGGAGCGGUCCGAUGGCUCUGCUUCUGGUGUUGAUGAUGAUGGUGUUCUUCAAUUAGGGGGCAACCUCGUCAUCAAGCUUCUUGAGAGCGAAGAUGUACAAGGAUUUAGCAAGAUCUGCAAAUCCCGUUUCAGGAAAGCAUCGUUGUUAAGGCCCAAAGCAACACGGUCUUCUUCCAGAGAAAUUUAUUUGAUAUGCCAAGGUUUGCGGUGAGUGCCAUAACAACGGUUGAUUUUUUACUGUUAACCAACCGAGGGGGAGUUGAAACUUGAUGGCAAGGUUCUAAAUAUCGUAUUCAAACCCCUAGAAAUUGAUAUUGUGCCCCUUAUGCAGCAGCGACCUAUCGCAGCUCACUGAUUUUGAUUUUGCUGUGAGUGGCAAUGUACAAUUUCACUAGACCAGCGAAAAGCAAUUGGAAAAACUGUUGUCGUCGUGUAUUUCUGUUUAUGGAAAAUGGACCUGCAUGUACAUUGAUUUAACAUUGAUAAUGUAGAAAGCGUCAUCAUAGCUGUGUUGGUGGGCCCCAAAUUUAUGUAGUCUUUCUUUCUUGCA